Messenger RNA from Quercus robur (English oak), 567 nucleotides. RefSeq names its product pectinesterase inhibitor-like. The record is from RefSeq and is a predicted model, not a curated record. Gene Ontology annotation, biological process: negative regulation of catalytic activity. The coding region runs from base 1 to 567 and encodes 188 amino acids. The transcript has a single exon. Lineage: Eukaryota; Viridiplantae; Streptophyta; Magnoliopsida; Fagales; Fagaceae. Gene Ontology annotation, molecular function: pectinesterase inhibitor activity.
AUGAAACAAAUAGUUCCUUCCUUUUGUUCCUCCUCCUCCUUGUUGAUUUCUCUUCUACUAGCAAUAUUCCUAUGCAUUAGCCCCACACAAUCAAGGCUUAGCGUGAAGAUAGGCAGUGAUGUGCUCUCUCAAAUAUGUGCCCAGACAGAAGACACUGAUUCUUGCUUGAAAGCUUUACAAUCCGACCCCCGCACAGCCUCCACUGACCUCUAUGGCCUUGCUCAAGUCUCAAUCAACUUGGCCAAUGCCACUGCCACUGAAACUAAAACGAAGAUUAAGUCACAACUUGGUCAGACCACAGACCCUAAUCUCCAUGACCAGUACUCACAGUGCCUAGACUCUUAUGACAAUGCCAUUGGUAAAAUAAACUACGCAAAUGAUAGGUGGAGCAUCAAGGACUUCCUUGCCCUUGAAGCUGCAUCAUCUGAUUGCCUGAUUGAUAUUGAUACCUGCAAAGAUGUAACAACUCCAGCCUCACCCUUUCUUCCAGAACAAAAUAAUAAAUCGCAUCUGCUUUGUAAUAUAGUGUCCACUAUAGCGAAAAGUCUAGCAGCAGGGAACAAUUAG